Messenger RNA from Aspergillus sclerotioniger CBS 115572, 1401 nucleotides. Its product is annotated as MRG family protein. Bases 170 to 1162 code for a protein of 330 amino acids. NCBI's taxonomy places the organism in Eukaryota, Fungi, Ascomycota, Eurotiomycetes, Eurotiales, Aspergillaceae. Gene Ontology annotation, cellular component: nucleus; Rpd3S complex; NuA4 histone acetyltransferase complex. Gene Ontology annotation, biological process: regulation of DNA-templated transcription; chromatin organization. The record is from RefSeq and is a predicted model, not a curated record. The transcript is spliced from 4 exons.
GACUCGACUGGGCUUUAAAUACCAGUAUCCUCGAGCCACACCGAGCUUUUGCUCGGAUCUUCUCCCUAUCAUCUUGCUAGAGUCUGGGGCUGGUGAUUUCCACGCCUUUGACGGCAGUCUUACCCCUCAUUGACAGCAAACAUCCCUUGAUCUACCACUUCAUCUCAAAAUGGCUCCUGCAAGCCAUAUGACCUACCAAAAGGACGAAAAGGUCCUCUGCUUCCAUCAUGAGAUUCUGUACGAGGCCAAGAUCCUUGACCUGAGGCACACGGACCCUGAAGACCGCAAGAGUCCUUUCGAGUACCUGGUCCACUACAAGGGCUGGAAGAACACCUGGGAUGACUGGGUGCCCCAAGAUCGCCUCCGUAAAUUUACGGAGGAGAAUAGGGAGCUGGCCACGACGCUUCGUCGUGAAGCAGAGGCUGCAUUCCGCCAAAAGAGCACCAAGGCCUCCGUCAAGAAGAGGGGAGGCUCCGACCGCAGCUCGGCCCGGGGCAGCGAGGAAAGGCAAACCUCCGUGCCUGGCCGCGGAACCAAGAGAGCUCGGGACAACGACAUUGAAAAGGAGGAGAGCUUUUACGUGCGGCCAUCAGUAAGAAUUGUAAUGCCGGAUAAUUUGAAGUCUCUUCUAGUGGAUGAUUGGGAAAAUGUCACCAAAAACCAGCAAGUCGUGGCCUUGCCUGCCAAGUCUCCGGUCAAUCAAAUUCUCGACGACUACGUCAGAGAGGAGAAAGAAAAGCGCACGAGCUCGGCUGAUAUGGACGUGCUCGAUGAAGUAGUCAUGGGAGUACGCGAGUACUUCGACAAAGCACUUGACAAAGUUCUUCUGUACCGGUUCGAACGCGAGCAAUACCGGGCUCUCCGCAGAAAGUGGGAGGCAGGAUCGGGCGACUAUGCUGACAAAGGGUCGGUUGACAUCUACGGCGCCGAGCAUCUGACUCGCCUGUUCGCGACCAUGCCCGAGCUCAUUGCUCAAACGAAUAUGGACCUCCAGUCCACAAACAGACUCCGGGAGGAGCUAUCAAAGUUCACCAUCUGGCUGAGCAAGAACUCGGGCAAAUAUUUCGCCACGAGAUACAUGACUGCAAGCAACGAAUACAUUGAAAAAUCGCGCGGUGUUCCCAACCCCAAUCCAGGGACUGCCACAUCGCGUUUAGUCUGAACUUCGAGAAAUGUAUCACGCAGCUCACUUAUGCAUCGUUAAAUUUGUCUUUCGUCUUCAAGCAUAUCAUUAUUCUCUUUCGUUGUCCCCUUCUUCUUCUCUAGUUCUUUCGCGUUGACUGGCUUGGGCUGCGAUAUAUGGUUAGCAGCGAGAACGAGGCUGUUUUUAUGUAUGCUAUGGCGACAAUGCUUUUACUGUAACAUCAGGAUAGAAUUGGAAUCAGAUGGCGAAACCAUCCU